UGUACAUAAGAUGUUUCAACAUACUUAUAAUUAGUUUAUUGCAAUUAACGAUGCAGGCAUUGAAACUAGUUGUUGUUGGAGAUUGUGGUGUUGGAAAGUCAUCUCUAUUAAUGAGUUACGUUGAGAAAAGAUUUCCAGGAGAGUACGUACCGUUUGUAUGUGACCUUCACGAUUAUAAACAUAAUAUUCAACUUGAUGAUGCAUUUGUGCAGUUGUGUCUGGUAGAUACGGCUUGCAAAGAGGAAUACGACAGAUUGCGUCCUACGGCAUACAAGGAAACAGAUAUAUUUUUGAUAUGCUUUUCCUUGGUGGACAUUGACAGUUUUCAGAAUGUCGAACAAAAAUGGAUCCCUGAAGUACGACAUCACUGUCCAUUUAUACCUUUUAUUCUAAUAGGAACAAAACUAGAUCUCCGAGAAGAUGUACUGAACGAGGCAUCUGCCCAAGAAACACCGUUUGUUUCAUACCAAGACGGAAGGUCUUUUGCUGAUAAAUUGAAUGCGGCUGAAUACAUUGAGUGCUCAGCUCUUACACUGAAAGGGGUGAAAUCUGUCUUCGAUGAAGCAGCGAGAACAGUACUUACGACUACAAUGACUAAAAAGAGCAAAACAAGCUUUGGAACGUUUUUAUGCACUUUGUGAUUAUGUAUGACCUUUAAAAGUUUACCUUGUCGGGCUUUGUUUCAAACUGUUUGUAGAUAAUAAAU
Messenger RNA from Mytilus californianus (California mussel), 706 nucleotides. Its product is annotated as ras-related protein Rac1-like. NCBI's taxonomy places the organism in Eukaryota, Metazoa, Mollusca, Bivalvia, Mytilida, Mytilidae. The coding region runs from base 51 to 641 and encodes 196 amino acids. Gene Ontology annotation, biological process: small GTPase-mediated signal transduction. Gene Ontology annotation, molecular function: GTPase activity; GTP binding. The record is from RefSeq and is a predicted model, not a curated record. The transcript has 5 exons.